AUGCCUCCUGCUAUGCCCAUGCCUAUAUUACGACCGAUAAGAAAUCAGAGUAGGAAACUGGCUACGAAGCCACCGCAGACUACAUCUCAGAUACAAUCAGUUCGGGAAAGCAAAUCCAAUUUCACAGAUAAUGAAAUUAGAGUAAUACAGCAAAUUUGGGGGUCGUUGGACAUGCGUUUUGAGGAUGAAGUAGAACAGCAAUCGGUCAACGACUGCUCUAUCCAGAAAAUAGUGCCAAAGUUGACAAUUCUGGAGGUUCAAAAAAGGACGAAGUCAAAAAGCCUUAAAUCAAGACCUCUUCGAGAAUUCGAAAUGAGAUUGCAAAAUAACAUAUAUCACUACUUUAAAUCACAUCACCGGCCGAGGGGAUCGCCAUAUGCAAGCGUAGCACAUCAAGUGACUCCUGAAGACUUUCUGUUUGAUUUGUAUUUGCCGGCUGUCUUAGAGUUAUUGAGCACACUUAUCUGGCAAUCAGAAGACGGAGAGACUACUAUCCGCGGAGCACGGGACAUAAGUUCAAACAUAUGGAGGUUCAAUGUGUGGCAUUACAACUUGAUUGGCGAAGGGAUAGUUUCAACUAUCUUGGAUAUGCUUGGUCGAGAUAAUUUCUCAUACGAUACCGAAUAUACAUGGAUUAAAUUCUAUAAUAAAGUUGCCAAUCUAGUGCAGUCGCAGACUGAGAUACAGCCUACAUAA
Messenger RNA from Debaryomyces hansenii CBS767, 696 nucleotides. Its product is annotated as DEHA2F22418p. NCBI's taxonomy places the organism in Eukaryota, Fungi, Ascomycota, Pichiomycetes, Serinales, Debaryomycetaceae. The record is from RefSeq and is a predicted model, not a curated record. The transcript has a single exon. The coding region runs from base 1 to 696 and encodes 231 amino acids.